AGAGGAGGAGGAGGAGGAGGAGGAGGAGGAUCAGCUCUGCUUGCAGUCAGGAGGAUGCUGCGCUGACAUGCGGACCGUCGGCACGCUCUGAACCGGCUCCAGUACCACCUCACUGCAGACCAGCAGCCAGACCCGACUCUGUGCAGCUUCUACACUACCAUACAUCCACCUCCACCUUCUCUUCCACCGCCUCCACCUCCUCCCUCUAACCGGCUUGUGUCGCCAUGGUACCCGGACUCCGCGUCACCUUGUCCGCGGUGCUGUGGAUCGGGCUGCUGUGGAGCCGCGUCUCAGCUGGAGAUAAAGAAGUCCCCACCGCCACCGCCGCCCCCUCCACCCUGCCACCAGUGGCGACACCAGCGAGCACAAAGGAGAGCAGCCCCAAAGCCAAAAGCUCCAGCUCGUUGGCAGGAGGUCUGCUCCAGUCAGUGCUGACACAAAAAGGACGACUGGUCUCCCAGAAAGGGGAGAUCCUCCCCUCGGCUCUGCCCCAGAACCUGCUCCCUCUUCUGGGCCGAGGGCUCAGCGUCAGCUCCCUCCCUGGAAGUCGUUCCCUGGAGCAUCAAAGCAGGGGAUUACUGAGGAGGGUAAAAGCCCCGGCAUCAGCUGCAGCGUCAGGCCGAGGCAGCUCUCCAACUGAGCCUCUUCCCACAGACACACACUCCCAGCCGCCUCACACACUCACACACACUCCUGAGCAGGAGGAGGUCACCACAGUGGGCACAAUGCUGGACGUGGACACAGAGACAGAGACAGAGACAGAGACAGAGACACCUUCAUCAGCAGCAGCAUUGUCCAGCUGCAUGGUGAAUUUCUCCGACCCGGAGGGAUACAUCGACUCGUCUGAUGACCCGCCGCUGCCCGACGGCACCUUCUUACACUGCACCUACACGGUGACGGUGUACACUGGCUACGGCGUGGAGCUGCAGGUGAAGAGCGUGAACCUGUCGGAGGGCGAGCAGCUGUCCAUCAGGAGUGCAGAUGAGCGAGGCGCCCUGCUGGUCCUGGCCAAUCACACGCUGCUGGUCGAAGGUCAAGUGAUCCGCAGCCCCACCAACACGCUGUCCGUCUACUACCGCUCUGCGCCGGACGCCAGCAUGGGCCUCUUCCAGCUGCACUAUCAGAUCUUCAGGCUCAGCUGUCAGCUACCCAAGAGGCCUCACUUCGGGGAGGUGUCGGUGCUGGACCUGCUGCCCGGAGGCACCGCCCGCUUCCACUGCCACAUGGGUUACCACCUGGAGGGCGAGACGCUGCUCACCUGCCUCAACGCCUCGAUGCCCGUGUGGAGCGGCAAGGUGCCCGUCUGCAGGGCUCUUUGUGGAGGCACGGUGAAGAAUGCCACAGUUGGGCGGGUGCUGUCCCCGUCCCCCCACCACGGCCCGAACGCCACCCAGGACCGCUCCUGUUCCUGGUCCCUGGAGGCCCCCAAGGACCAAAGGCUGCACCUCCACCUGGAGCGACUGGCCCUGGGAGCCACUGACAGGCUGGUGUUGUGGAGCGGGCUGGACGCCGGCUCCGUGGUGCUGUUCGACUCGGGGAGGGGAGGACAGAUCCCUUUUGAGGGAGUGAUCAGUGAAGGUCCAGCUGUGAGGAUCCAGUUCAUCACCGACCAGCCCAACCACAACACGGGAUUCAACAUCCGCUUCGAAGCGUUCGAGCGAGGCCACUGCUACGAGCCGUACCUCCAGAACGGGAACUUCACCACCUCUGACCCGCUGUACGGCGUCGGAGCGGUGAUCCAAUUCACGUGUGACCUGGGUCACGCUCUGGAACAAGGCCCGCCUGUCAUCGAGUGCAUCAGUGCGAGGGAUCCGUACUGGAACGACACAGAGCCGCUGUGCAAAGCACAGUGUGGAGGCGACCUGACGGGUCCUGGUGGGGUGAUCCUGUCUCCAAACUGGCCGGAGUGGUACGGAGAGGGAGAGGACUGCAGCUGGAGGAUCCAUGUCGGCGAGGACAAACGGGUGCUGCUGGAUGUACAACUGCUGAACAUCAGCGACAGCGACAUGUUGACCAUCACCGACGGCGAUGAGGUCACCACUCGCAUCCUGGGGCGCUACGUCGGAGGAAGCAGCCCCUUCAAGCUGUCCUCCACCACCCCCGACCUGACCGUCACCUUCCACUCCGAUCCGGCCGGGCUCGUCUUCGGCAAAGGAGAGGGCUUCAUCAUCAACUAUAUGGAGGUGUCCCGAAACGACUCCUGUCCAGACCUGCCGGAGAUCCAGAACGGCUGGAAGACCACGUCCCACAUUGCGCUGGUGCGAGGGGCUCGUAUCACCUACCAGUGCGACCCUGGCUAUGACCUGGUGGGACGGGAGACCCUCACCUGUCAGUUAGACCUCUCCUGGAGCUCGCAGCCUCCCUUCUGUGAAAAGAUCAUGUACUGCUCAGAUCCCGGCCACGUGGAGCACUCCACCAGGUCUCUGUCCGACCCCAAACUCCUGGUGGGGACGACCAUUCAGUACAGCUGCAACCCUGGCUUCAUCCUGCAGGGCGGCGCCACCAUCACCUGCUACGGCCGCGAGCCGGGGACGCCCGUCUGGACGUCUCGACUCCCUCACUGUGUUUCUGAGGAUUCUGUUUCCUGUGAGAACCCCGGCCUCCCCGACAACGGCUACCAGAUCCUGUCCAAGAGGCUCUACCUGCCCAGCGAGUCGCUCACCUUCGUCUGUUACCAAGGUUACGAGCUCAUCGGAGAGGUCGCGAUUAAAUGCAUCCUGGGGAACCCGUCGUUCUGGAGCGGCCCACUUCCUCUCUGCAGGGCCAACCAUGACUGCUUUGGCAACCAUGCUUUGGAAGGCUCUGUCUUCCAUAGCUGUGGGCUGAAAAGACCAAAGAAUAAAAAGCUCUUCACGUCUCUGUCUGCUCUGCAAACAUCUGCCUGCACAGUUCAUUCCCAUUUUGCAGAGGCGACGGCGGGCUCCACACUGGACGGAGGGAACAUAGCGCUCGCCAUCUUCAUCCUUGUUCUCCUGCUAUCGGUGCUGCUCGGAGGGGCGUAUGUCUACGUCACACGGUGCCGAUAUCACUCCAACUUGAGGCUUCCUCUGAUCUACCCCCACCCGUACCGACAGAUCACCGUGGAGACGGAGUUUGACAACCCGCUCUAUGAGACCGGAGGGGACACUCGUGAAUAUGAAGUAUCGAUAUGAGAAGACGUUUCUGAACCGAGACCGCCCCGCCCCGUCCUAACUCUUCAUCCCCUCCUCCCUCCUUCUCCGCCCAGGAGGAGGCGAUGUAAAUACAAAUAGAUGAUGUCCAGCCCCUUCUGCCACGAGACGCAGCCAUCGAUCCUGUUCUCUCCUCCUUUCGGCGCGACGGCUUCUGAUGACGAGAGGAAGCGGGAAGCGGGAGAGGGAGAUAAGACAGUCGGUGUUGAAGCUGUGUGGAUCGGUGUCGUCGGGAGACGAUGGGAGACGAUGGGAGAUGGAGGACGGAGGGAAAAACACCCAAAGAUCAUGGAACAUGGUGAGAAAGGAGGAGAUAGAAGUUAAGGAGGGGAGAAGGGGAAGGAUUCGGGGACAGGACACAGCGCGAGGAACGAGACCAAUGAAGCACUUCGGAGUAUUUUUGUCAAAUGUAAGAAACGUAGUGAAAGAAUCCUGGAAAGAGAGAGAGUUGAAGUUAUAAUCCUUAACGUUUUCAUGAAUCAAACACUUUUCAUACUAUUUAUGGUCACAUGUUGUUCUGCAGAAGCCACUCAAAGUAUUUAUACCCAGUAAUUAUCUGUCUGUAUAUAUAUAUAGUAGUUUUCAUCAACAUAUCCUCAUACAGCGGUUCGUAUGAUUUCGUUAGUAUGAAAAGUUAUUCUUCAUUUUUUGGCCGUUUUCCUUCGAAUGUCCAGAAACACGUUACGCACAUUCACAGGAAACUACUUAGUUAGGUUUUUGUGGUUUGUUUUUUAGCUGUCACCAUCUUGGUUUUUGGCAGUUGCAAUCUUGUUUUUGGCCAACGCCGUCUUGUUCUUUGGCCGUUGCAAUCUUGUUUUUUGGCCGUCACAAUCUUGGUUUUUGGCCGUUGCAAUCUUGUUUUUUGGCCAUUGCCAUCUCGUUCUUUGGCCGUUGAAAUCUUGUUCUUUGGCCGUCACAAUCUUGUUUUUUGGCCGUCACAAUCUUGGUUUUUGGCCGUUGCAAUCUUGUUUUUUGGCCGUUGCCAUCUCGUUCUUUGGCCGUUGCAAUCUU
Molecule: messenger RNA, 4181 nt
Organism: Sebastes umbrosus (honeycomb rockfish)
Lineage: Eukaryota; Metazoa; Chordata; Actinopteri; Perciformes; Sebastidae
Product: seizure 6-like protein
Exons: 18
Coding region: 225-3152 (975 amino acids)
Biological process (GO): synapse maturation
Cellular component (GO): endoplasmic reticulum; neuronal cell body
Source: RefSeq, a predicted model, not a curated record